Molecule: messenger RNA, 1038 nt
Organism: Micropterus dolomieu (smallmouth bass)
Lineage: Eukaryota; Metazoa; Chordata; Actinopteri; Centrarchiformes; Centrarchidae
Product: E3 ubiquitin/ISG15 ligase TRIM25-like
Exons: 2
Molecular function (GO): zinc ion binding
Source: RefSeq, a predicted model, not a curated record
ACUGAAUCCAUCAGGUUUUUCUCUACAGAACAGCAGAAUCUCUGCCAAACCCUGAGUGUGGAUAUGUCUGCUGCCAGCUGUCUGCUGACUGAAGAUCAGUUUCUGUGCUCCAUCUGUCUGGAUGUGUUCACUGAUCCAGUCAGCACACCAUGUGGACACAACUUCUGUAAAACCUGCAUCACUCAACACUGGAAUAUUAAUGUCCCGUAUCAGUGUCCCAACUGUAAACAGAUUUUCUACUCAAAACCUGAGCUGCAGGUCAACACUUUCAUCUCUGAGAUGGCUGCUCAGUUCAGACAGUCAGCUCAACAGAAAGCCAGCAGCAGCAGCUCAGAGCAACAAGCUGCCAAACCAGGAGAAGUUCCCUGUGACGUCUGCACUGGAACCAAACUGAAGGCCCUGAAGUCCUGCCUGGUGUGUCUGGCCUCCUACUGUGAGACUCACCUGGAGCCUCAUCUGACAAUGGCAGGCCUGAAAAGACAUCAGCUGAUCGACCCUGUGGAGAACCUGGAAGACAGGAUGUGUACGAAGCACGAUAAACUGCUGCAGCUGUUCUGUAAGACCGACCAGAUGUGUGUCUGCAUGCUCUGCACUGUUUCAGACCACAAGACACAUGAUGUUGUUCCUCUGAAAGAAGAAUAUGAAGGAAAGAAGGCCGAGCUGGGGAAGACAGAGGCUGAAACUCAGCAGAUGAUCCAGAAGAGACGACUGAAGAUUCAGGAGAUCAAACGCUCGGUGGAGCUCAGUAAGGAAGAUGCAGACAGAGAGAUAGCAGGUGGUGUUCAGGUCUUCAGCGCUCUGAAGGAGUCUGUUGAGAGAAGCCAGGCCGAGCUCAUCGACACGAUCAAAGAGAAGCAGAGAGAGACAGAGAAACAGGCUGAAGGCUUCAUCAAAGAGCUGGAACAGGAAAUCUCUGAGCUGAAGAAGAGAAGCUCUGAGGUGGAGCAGCUCUCACGCUCUGAAGACCACCUCCACCUCCUCCAAAGCCUCCCGUCCCUGAACGCUGCUCCACCCACCAAGGACUGGACAGAAGUCAGC